Phymastichus coffea is the source of this 1664-nucleotide messenger RNA. RefSeq names its product dihydroorotate dehydrogenase (quinone), mitochondrial (gene Dhod). The transcript has 4 exons. The record is from RefSeq and is a predicted model, not a curated record. Gene Ontology annotation, cellular component: mitochondrial inner membrane; cytoplasm. Gene Ontology annotation, molecular function: dihydroorotate dehydrogenase activity. Gene Ontology annotation, biological process: 'de novo' pyrimidine nucleobase biosynthetic process; pyrimidine ribonucleotide biosynthetic process. The coding region runs from base 157 to 1353 and encodes 398 amino acids. Lineage: Eukaryota; Metazoa; Arthropoda; Insecta; Hymenoptera; Eulophidae.
CUCAAAGACAAAUGCAUGCUUCCAAACAUAACCUAUUAUGUAAACAAAUGUGAUAGCACUAAUUGGUAGCAAGUUGAAAAUGUUUUCAAAACAAUUUCAUUCUUCUCCAUUGGUUUAAAGAAUUUGAUAACGUGAAUUUGUACAUGAAACAACAAAAUGACGAGACCUAUAGAUUUAACUAUUUGGAGAAAAAUAAAAUCUCUACUUGGAGUAACUACUGGUGCAACAAUUAUUUUUAGUGGAAUAUCUUUGUAUCAAGGAAAUGAAAAGUAUUACAAAGAAAUUUUUAUGCCUCUGGUGCGGUUGAUUGAUCCAGAAACUGCUCACAGAGCUGCAAUUAUAACAGCCAAAUUGGGUUUGAUACCAACACAGAAACAUGCAGACCCUCAUAUAUUACAUUCAAGCUUGUGGGGUUUACACUUUCAAAAUCCCCUUGGUAUGGCUGCUGGUUUUGACAAACAUGCAGAAGCUAUUGAGGGACUUCAUAAGAUGGGUUUUGGUUUUGUUGAAAUAGGCUCUGUAACACCAGAACCACAACCAGGCAACUCAAAACCUCGAGUAUUUCGAUUACCAGAGGAUCAAGCUAUUAUCAAUCGUUACGGUUUCAAUAGUGAUGGUCACGAAGUUGUCCACUCGCGCUUGAAAGCUCUGAAAAAUUCCAAUUUUAGUGGUAUCGUUGGUGUUAACCUCGGCAAAAACAAACUAGCUACGGAUCCCGUUCAUGAUUACGUUGAAGGCAUACGUAAAUUUUCUGAUGUAGCUGAUUACUUCGUUAUUAAUGUGUCUAGUCCCAAUACUCCUGGUUUACGAAAUCUUCAAAGAAAAAAUGAUCUUCAAGAGUUGUUACAGGAAGUUAACAAAAUCAGAGCAACAACAGACAAAAAGCCACCUCUUUUACUCAAAAUAGCACCUGAUCUUUCCAAAGACGAACAGCAAGACGUUGCCGAUGUUAUACAGCAAACAAAUACCAAAGUUGACGGAAUCAUCAUCUCUAACACGACUUUAAGUCGUAAAAGUCUCAUAAAUAACACUGCCAAAAAUGAAGCUGGCGGAUUAAGUGGAGCACCAGUAUCUAACAUGUCAACAGAAAUGAUUGCUAAUAUGUAUAAGCUUACGAAAGGUCUCAUUCCAAUUAUUGGAGUCGGUGGCAUAUUUGAUGGCGAAGAUGCUUAUACCAAGAUCAAAGCUGGAGCGUCUCUAAUACAGAUUUAUACAUCGUUUGCAUAUCAUGGACCACCAAUCGUUUCAAAAAUUAAAGAACAACUUGGACAGUUACUUACCAAAGACGGGCACAAUUCAAUUGCCGAUGCAGUCGGAAUAGAAGCAAAAAAGGUUUUGUCUGAAGUAAAGUAAUAAAACACAAUGGUAGCUUUCGUACAUUUAUAUGUUUCUAUAUUUCAAUAUAUUACAUUAAAAAAUUUGAUCGAAUGAAAUACUGUAAAUAGAAUUUCUUUAUUUAGUUAAAUUUUAUUCUAAAAGUUUAGUCAAUAGUAGAAUUUAACAUUCACGAAAUUUUAAAAUUACAUUCAAGUCGCUUUAAUGAUAAAAGAUCGAAGCUAUCAGAUGUAAUAUUGUAUAUUUAUCUGAUCUAAUAUUGUAUACACAUUUAUUUUUAUAUUUUUAUAACAUUAGCUUUAUUAGCGUAUACUCAAUUCUGGUACUCA